AUGAGUCAGCCACCGACGGGGGGCGCUGCCCCUGCCACCGCCGCAGCUUGUGCCGCCACUGCUGCCACAGAAGCUCGCCUGCACCCGGAGGGCAGCAGCAGAAAGCAGCAGCGUGCUCAGUCACCUGCUAGACUGAGGGACAAUUCGGUCCGACAGACAACCGCGGCCGCCCGGUCCCCUGCGGGGGCCGGCACUAAAGUCAAUUCUGUUCGACAGCAGCAGCUGCAGCAGCAACAGCAGGGCAACAAGACCGGGAGCCGCUCAGCGCCUCCAGCCAUCGCCCGAGGAGGCGGAGGCGGAGCGGAGAAGGCAGCGCCCCUGGCGCCCAAAGGGGCCGCGCCGGGAGCUGUCCAGACUGCGCCUGGUGCUGAAGCGGCCCCCGCGGCGACCCUGGCCCCGGUGGGCGGCAGGAGGCCUGGCCCGUCGGAGGAGCCGCCCCGGGAGCUAGAACCCGUGUCCUCUAAACUCGGGGAACCCCCUCCGCUGGGGGAAGGAGGAGGAGGGGGUGGGGAAGGAGGAGGAGCCGGCGGCGGCUCCGGAGAAAGGGAGGGGGGCGCUCCGCAGCCGCCGCCGCCGCCCAGGGGCUGGCGAGGGAAAGGCGUACGGGCUCAGCAGAGGGGCGGCAGCGGCGGCGAGGGGGCCUCCCCUUCGCCAUCCUCCUCCUCUGCGGGCAAAACCCCAGGCCCUGGCAGCAGAAACUCCGGAAGCGGUGUGGUGGGGGGUGGCAGUGGUGGCGGAGGGAGCUACUGGAAGGAAGGAUGUCUGCAGUCUGAGCUCAUCCAGUUCCAUCUCAAGAAAGAGCGGGCGGCAGCGGCGGCGGCCGCAGCUCAGAUGCACACUAAGAACGGCGGCAGCAGCAGCAGCCGCAGCUCCCCGGUCGCUGGCACCCUUGCCAUCUGCGAGCCCCUCGCACUCCCUUCCUCCUCCCCAAUGGCGGCGGCAGCAGAAGGCCCCCAGCAGAGCGCAGAGGGCAGCACGAGCGGCGGGGGCAUGCAGGCGGCGGCGCCCCCAUCGUCGCAGCCGCACCCCCAGCAGCUCCAGGAGCAGGAAGAAAUGCAGGAGGAGAUGGAGAAGCUGCGAGAGGAAAACGAGACUCUCAAGAACGAGAUCGAUGAGCUGAGGACCGAGAUGGACGAGAUGAGGGACACUUUCUUCGAGGAGGAUGCCUGCCAACUGCAGGAAAUGCGCCACGAGUUGGAGAGAGCCAACAAAAACUGCCGGAUCUUGCAGUACCGCCUCCGCAAAGCCGAGCGCAAAAGGCUCCGCUACGCGCAGACCGGGGAGAUCGACGGGGAGCUGUUGCGCAGCCUGGAGCAGGACCUCAAGGUUGCAAAGGAUGUAUCUGUGAGACUCCACCAUGAAUUGGAAAAUGUGGAAGAAAAGAGAACGACAACAGAAGAUGAAAAUGAGAAACUGAGACAACAGCUUAUAGAAGUUGAGAUUGCAAAGCAGGCUUUACAGAAUGAACUGGAAAAAAUGAAGGAGCUAUCCUUAAAAAGAAGAGGAAGCAAAGAUUUGCCAAAAUCUGAAAAAAAGGCUCAGCAGACUCCCACAGAGGAGGACAAUGAAGAUCUGAAAUGCCAGCUGCAGUUCGUGAAGGAAGAAGCUGCUUUGAUGAGAAAGAAAAUGGCCAAGAUUGAUAAAGAAAAGGACAGAUUCGAACACGAGCUGCAGAAGUACAGAUCCUUUUACGGGGAUCUGGACAGUCCUUUGCCCAAAGGAGAAGCCGGGGGGCCCCCCAGCACCAGGGAGGCAGAACUCAAGCUCAGGCUGAGGCUGGUGGAGGAGGAAGCCAACAUCCUGGGCAGGAAAAUCGUCGAACUGGAGGUGGAGAACAGGGGCCUGAAGGCGGAACUGGACGACCUGAGGGGCGAUGACUUCAACGGCUCGGCCAACCCGCUCAUGAGGGAGCAGAGCGAAUCCCUCUCGGAGCUGCGGCAGCACCUGCAGCUGGUGGAAGACGAGACGGAGCUGCUGCGGAGGAACGUGGCCGACCUGGAGGAGCAGAACAAGCGCAUCACGGCGGAGCUCAACAAGUACAAGUACAAGUCCGGCGGCCACGAGAGUGCGCGGCACCACGACAGCGCCAAGACCGAGGCCCUGCAGGAGGAGCUGAAGGCGGCGCGCCUGCAGAUCAACGAGCUCAGCGGCAAGGUCAUGCAGCUGCAGUACGAGAACCGCGUGCUCAUGUCAAACAUGCAGCGCUACGACCUGGCCUCGCACCUGGGUAUCCGCGGCAGCCCCCGCGACAGCGACGCCGAGAGCGACGCGGGCAAGAAGGAGAGCGACGACGACUCCCGGCCGCCGCACCGCAAGCGCGAAGGGCCCAUCGGCGGCGAGAGCGACUCGGAGGAGGUGCGCAACAUCCGCUGCCUCACGCCCACCCGCUCCUUCUACCCCGCGCCCGGGCCCUGGCCCAAGAGCUUCUCGGACCGGCAGCAGAUGAAGGACAUCCGCUCGGAGGCCGAGCGCCUGGGCAAGACCAUCGACCGGCUCAUCGCCGACACGAGCACCAUCAUCACCGAGGCGCGCAUCUACGUGGCCAACGGGGACCUGUUCGGACUGAUGGACGAGGAGGACGACGGCAGCCGCAUCCGCGAGCACGAGCUGCUCUACCGCAUCAACGCACAGAUGAAGGCCUUCCGCAAGGAGCUGCAGACCUUCAUCGACCGCCUCGAGGUGCCCAAGUCCGCGGACGACCGCGGCGCCGAGGAGCCCAUAUCCGUGAGUCAGAUGUUCCAGCCUAUCAUUUUACUUAUUCUCAUUCUUGUAUUAUUUUCAUCACUUUCUUACACAACAAUAUUUAAACUUGUCUUCCUCUUUACACUGUUUUUUGUACUGUAAAUCUUUCCUCAUUUACCAUUCAUUGUAGUAUUUUCAGUUUGUUUGUUUUGUUCACCCUUCAAGACAAGAAGUAAAAGAAAUAUUAUUUCUGUAGUAACCAAUGCUAUAAAAACACUGAAGACUGCUUGUUUCUUUAAAAAGACACAUCUUGCCACUACCAAAUUCAAUAAGAAGGCCACGCACUAAAAUAUUUCAGGUUCUUGAAACCAACAAAAUCACAGAAGACAAAUAGGAACAGUACAUGACAGAAGGGAGAACCAACACGAAUAUUGUGUGUGUACAAGGUCACGCACACACCUGGAGAUACAGGCACACGUGCACAGUGAAUUAAAGCCUCAGGAUGAUCCCACACACACCCUGACAACCCACCACUUUGUCAUCAUACAGUUAUCUCUGCCACGAAGCUUCCUCAUGUUGAUCUGGAGAGGAUAUGGUAUCCCACAAACCCACCAGCAAUGAUGGAUGCCAACUGACUCUACCCUGCAAACCCAGAUGAGAAAGCAUACACAAGAGAUGUGAGAAUGGAGCAAAAAGAUAGAGCACGGCUCCUUUGUGUCUUUAGCAAACAUUCUGAAGUGUUGACUAUGUUAGGUAUAGAGAAAGUGAGGUUCAGUUCCUACUCUUUUAGAGCUUUCAGUUGAUUAACCAGGACAAACAUGUAAACAGCCAACUCGAACAUAUAUUUUUAUUGAAGUGAAAAAAAAGGCUUGUGGUUGCAAUUUAUUAUUUAUUGGACACCUGAUAGUGUGUUAGGUUUCCCUAAGAAAACAUAAUAAAAUUCCUAGGCAUUCUUGGAUGGAACAAUAUCAUAAAUAACUGCAGGGGGUGGGGUGAUAUAUACCUCAAUGAUAUCCUGUGACCUGAGUAAGAAAGGAGAAACUAACCAAGGGAGGUCUGGGCUCCCAAAACACCAGUCUCAUCCUCAGAUCUCUUGUUAGGAAUUAAAGUCAUCUGGCAAUAGGAGUGUUAAUCUCACCUAUGAACUCCGAAGGCAAUGACUUUAUAGAAGAGUUCCGUGAGAAUCUUGAGCUCCAUCCAGGCCCUCCAUAUACGGAACCCCAGUAAGAUAUUGGGGAGAGGAAAUAGGACUGACUUAGCUACUGCUCACGGAUUCUGGAGCAUUUGGGCUCGUUCUGACAACUCCUCUGAAGUUAGUGAGGCAACUUUGCUGUAUAUUCGAACUCCAGGGAGGUUUUUUCCAACUCUGCCCUGCCCACUGCAUAGCCAACUUCCCAGUUUGUGCCUGUGUGAAUGCACACACCUCUACCACACUGUGGUGUGUGAUGAGAGAUGCAUCCAGCAUCGGGGAAUUCAGACCUGCCUCUAUCUCAAGGGACUGCUGGGGGCCAGUAGUCGGCAGGUGAUCUCAGCAAACUGCCAGCAGGCACCAAGUGAUCUUGUCCCUUGGCUUCUUCCUGGAACUUCAAGCUAUUCUGUGGGCAUCCAGCAUCUAGGGAGCAUCUCUCCCUUACACUACAGGACACAAACUUGGUAAGAGAAGUUAACAAAUCUGGUGCCCAAGACCUCAGAAAGAGAAUCCCCAGCAUCUGCUUCCCCUGCCCUUUGAUCCUGUUACUCGCAUUAUCUUUAUUGUAUAAAGCUAGUUCUAAAAGAGGAACACUCAGGCUUCUUUGUUCAUCGAGAGAACAAAGUCCCCCAAGUGUCGAAACAAAGAGACUUCUCCUGUUUGUACCUUUGGAGCUGUGCUAUUUAAACAUCAUGCUGAAAAUAAAUUCAAACAAACAAACCUUAUUGUAGAAAAUUCCAUUGCAUGCACAUUCUUGGGAGUAGGAAGAAGUGUCUUUGGUAAUUUGGCCUAGAUUCAAGAAAAAAGGAAUUCUGUUGGCUAUUUUUAAAGCACAAUUGAGUCAAACUCAUAAAACAAAAGAAAAUUCAGCACAGAGCCUGGAAUGUGUAUUGGCCUGUGUUCCCCAACCCGCACUUCAGUUCGUGUGGUAGAGUGGGAUACAGUUAUGUAAGCAGCUGCCAGGGAAGUCUGGAAUGUCACUUUGGUAGCUAAGCCUUAACUGCAAAUAUUCACACAGUGUUUGUAGCUAUAGUCUUAUAGAAUUACAGCCAACUUUUAUCUGGUAGAGUUGUGCUUUGGGUCAGAUGCCCUAAUUGUAUGUCAGGAUUGAAGAGAGAAAG
Equus quagga is the source of this 4992-nucleotide messenger RNA. RefSeq names its product SOGA family member 3 (gene MTCL3). The record is from RefSeq and is a predicted model, not a curated record. The transcript is spliced from 7 exons. Gene Ontology annotation, biological process: regulation of autophagy. Bases 1 to 2844 code for a protein of 947 amino acids. NCBI's taxonomy places the organism in Eukaryota, Metazoa, Chordata, Mammalia, Perissodactyla, Equidae.